GACAAGAGCGUGCAAAAUCCUCUCGGACCCUUCGCACCCCGGUCACCGGCUCUUCCAGCUCCUUCCCUCAGAUUUUCCAGCCUCGUGACCGCAAACCUCCCUCACUUCCAGCAUGUACACUUUCCACCUGCUGCCCGCUGGAUAUCGACGGUGAUCAGAGGAAGACGAGCAGCUGCUGUUUGAGUUUGCGGAGCCAUGAGGGAGUUCCUGUUCUUCCUCCUGGCUGUGUCAGUCGCAUCCUCCCAGUCUCACAUCGACUGGUGUGAGCUGGGUUGUGACUGUCAUGGGGAUCUGAGGUUCGCCAUCUGUUCACGAGCCUUCUUCACUCAGCUGCCUGGCAGAAUCCCGUCCACCACAGAGCUGCUGGACUUGUCCGACAACCGGAUUGCCAUCAUCCUUGAGCAGUCUUUCAACAAGAACCGCAAACUGCGUGUGCUCCUUUUGCAGAACAACAACAUAAGUGUGGUGCAGGAUGGUGCCUUCUCACAGCUGGAGUUCCUGCAGAAGCUAGACUUAAGCGGGAACCGGAUCUCCACCCUAGGCAAAGGCUUCUCAGUUGGUUUGGCCUUCCUACGGGAACUACAGUUGGCCCACAACUCACUGAGUAGCCUGGACAGUAGCAGCUUCAUGCACCUGGACAGCCUGCAGAGGUUGAACCUGAGCGGCAACAGCAUCCGCACCAUCCAGGUCAGAUCAUUUGCCUCCAUGAGCAGCUUGCGUCAUCUGCACUUGGAGGGCAACCGACUGACGUCUCUGAAAAGCGGGAUCUUCUCCAUGCUGCGCUCACUGGAGCGCCUCAACCUGGCCGGAAACCACAUCAACGAGACACAGGUGGGCGUCUUCAAACCCCUCACCAGCAUGACCCUCCUCAACCUGACCCACAACCGGCUGACCAGCGUAUAUUUCAAGACCUUCCUGAGCAUCCACACCUACAGCACUCAUAUCCUGCUGGAGGGAAAUCCCUGGAAUUGUGAUUGUGACCUGCAAAGAGUUUUUCGGAAGCUGCGGAGCAUCCAGAGACUCUUCCUGGACGAUUACUUCAAUUUGACGUGUGGGAAGCCCGCAGUGCUGCGCAACUACCGGUUGACCCAGGUGGACACAGAACUAUGCAUCGCUGAGACUGUCACCGUACUCAUCAUAACCGUCACUCUCGUCAUAACGGUGCUGGCUGCCAUGCUCAUGGGAGAGAGGAAGAGAAAAAGGAAGAAGAGAAGGAACCACUGGACACAGCAGGGAGAACUGUCAGACGAGUCAGACUGCUGACUUUGCAAUUUUUUUUUUUACAUUUUUCAAUUUUCCUUUAUAGUGAUACCUUGACUUACGAGUGCCCCAACUUACAGGUUUUUCAAGUUACAAGUUGUCGGUCGAUUUAUUUGUUAUUAAAUUAAAUGUGUUAUUUUUUUUCGUUUGACACAUUUUGAGAUACGAGCGAGCUUCAGCGACGCCGCCGCUCCAGUGAAGUGAAAAAAAUUGGUUUGCAGUAGUUGUGGCUGUAGUUCAGUGCCCGAGUGAUGUUAGCAACAGUGGUGGCAGUAUCGUUAUCUAUUAUCGUAGCCCACAGCGUUGAAUUUAGUGGUGCUAUUUGCAGUAAUGGUGGCAGUUCGGGUGUGAGGUAGCGUUAGAUGAGUCAAGUCGUUAAAUAGAUGUAUAGCGAGGGUCCACCGGGAGCUUGGUUGUUUGGUGUCAGUCCGCCCUGGAUGGUUGUUUUUGUCAGUGUUGUGCUGGAGGGGCUAGCAGCUAUCAGCAAUUCAUAAAAAUGUAAAGUAGUAAUCCAAGAAUCUUGACUGAUACAGUGAGUCAACUGGAAACCAUGUUGUAGUGGAAGGUAACCACUAAAUGACCAGGAAUAAAGGAAAAGAGUUGACAGCGUCAAUAAGCCCGAAUAGUGUAACGUACUCUUGUUCUUGUGACUUUUGGCUGUUCCCAGCGUUUAGUGUUGAUGCCAUCGGUUUCUUGCACAUAGGCCUACUUAGAAUCGAUAGUCUAUCACCUUGAGUAUCAUUAUGCGAUGCUUGUCAUAUGGUGUGGAUCUGUGGAAGUGGUAUGUCAGCACAGGUAGUAAAAUCAGCUGUUGACGGCGGAAAUGGUUGAUUGAUCUGUGAGAGAGUGGACAGAGAAGUCCGACCUUUUGCCUACCACAGUUGAUAUCCCUAAUGGAAGGCUAAUGGAACAAUAAUCAACGUAUCAUCAUCAGUCAUCGUAUUGGAAUGCAUUGGAUUAGUUAUUAGUUAUACUAUUAUUAGUUAUAAUAUCACCAUCUUGUUUGCUUUUAACGGCGAAUAAAUCUACAACUGUACGAAGAAGUACUUUUGGAUUGGUUAUAGAACCAGUUUAUUUAUUUUUUUUCUCAUUAUGUUUUAUUAUCAAAUUUUGAUAGUUUUUGUUGGCUGGAACAGAUUAUUGGCGUUUAAUUUCAUUUAAACGGUGAACAUGUAUUUUAUGUACACUGAUUCCUCCACUUUCGAGUGACCAAACACAAUUUUUUUCGAGAUACAAGCCAUGGCUCAGCUCUGUGUGUGUGUGUGCGUGUGUGUGUGUGUGUGUGUGUGUGUGUGUGUGUGUUUGUGUGUGUGUGUGUGUGUGUGUUGCAAACAAUGAUUUGAGUUACAACCGCUAGAUAGCGGCAGCAAACUUUACAAGUAGCAGUAUGGCAAAUAGUGAAAAAUUCUUCAAAAAAGAUGCUUGAUUAAAACUUCACCUGUAUUGCCACUCCCAAUUGAAGUUUACUGUAAAUGUAAACAUAAAACAAAAAGAGAUUCAACCAACAUAACAUAACUUUACUUUAUGCAAAUCUGUUAGCACAAUGGUAACACAACAUGCAAAGUUCCAUACACGCAUACACUAACAAAACUACCAUGGGUCUUGUGGUACUUUUAAACCUUUAAACAACAGCUAUUAAAUACAAACAGUGCAGCAACACAUGUAGCCGGGAAAUGUAACAAUAUGCACAGGCAUAUAUUCUUAAUGCUUGCGAUGUAGUUUAGUCUUCUUUGUGGUUCACUAUCAAAUUUACCUGUAUGACACUGUCCCCUGUUGGCCCAGAGGGAGCCAAACAAUGUCCAUGGGAUUAAAGCAUUAAAAAUUAGAUCUGAAACGGUUUAAUUGUUUUUACAUUGUAUUUAUUUGUAUUAUAACUGUAUGUUUUUAGACAGUAAAAUAAUGUACAAUGCUAUUUUUCUUAUGAAACAAUAUGUUAAAAAAUAAUUACUCUUUUUUUAUGGCAUUUCCUUUCAUUUUACUGGUGGAAGAUGACAUGAGAUGCAAGUGUUUUGAGCUAUGAGUGUUGCCUCGGAAUGAAUUAAACCUGCAAGUCAAGGUACCACUGUAGUUUUGUAAUCUUGCACCAACGAGCUGAUCCUCUUCUUCUUUGCUGCUUCAUUCUUAUUAAGACCCGUUUAUUGCUACACUAAAAAACAUCAUUAUCUCAUUAUUGUAAUUUAUGUGUCGCACAGAGACUUUCACCCUUUAUUUUGCAGUGUUGAAUCAUGAUAAAGUGAAAGCUGUUGUUCAUGUUGUUUGAAAAAUAAAAGUGUGUGGCAUGAAUGCUGCCCCUCACGCUGUCCAGCUGCCAUGUGUCAACCGUCGAGACCUUCAAGUUCCUGGGAAUUACAGUCUCUCAGGACCUGAAGUGGGCGAUCAACAUCAACUCCGUCCUUAGAAAGGCCAGCAGAGGAUGUACUUCCUGCGACCGCAGGAGCUGCUGAGGCAGUUCUACACAGCGGUCAUAGAAUCAGUCCUGUGUUCUUCCAUCACAGUCUGGUUUGGUGCUGCUCCAAAAAAGGACAAACUCCGACUGCAACGGACAAUCAAAACUGCUGAAAAGAUUGUCGGUACCCCCCUACGCACCCUUGAGGACUUGCACGCUGCCAGAACUAGGACAAGAGCGUGCAAUAUCCUCUCGGACCCUCCACAUACCGGUCACCAGCUCUUCCAGCUCCUUCCCUCAGGUAGGCGCUACCAUCCAUCCAUU
This is a messenger RNA of Phycodurus eques (leafy seadragon), 3970 nucleotides long. Its product is annotated as insulin-like growth factor-binding protein complex acid labile subunit. The transcript is spliced from 3 exons. The coding region runs from base 196 to 1263 and encodes 355 amino acids. Gene Ontology annotation, cellular component: plasma membrane. The record is from RefSeq and is a predicted model, not a curated record. NCBI's taxonomy places the organism in Eukaryota, Metazoa, Chordata, Actinopteri, Syngnathiformes, Syngnathidae. Gene Ontology annotation, molecular function: protein binding.